AUGGCUGAUACAGAGGGAGCAGAGGAAACUUCUCCAGGAAUUUUGCAAGAAAUGUUCACGUCCCCGUUGAAUUUGAGUCUGCUUGGCCUCUGCAUAUUUAUUUUGUACAAAAUCUUUCGCGGAGACACGCCUGCAGAUAUGGGAGAGGUUGAGGAACCUCUGCCUAAACUCAAGAAAAGAGAUUUCACGUUAGUGGAGCUACAACCGUACGAUGGUCUGCAAAAUCCAAGAAUUCUUAUGGCUGUCAAUUCAAAGGUGUUCGACGUUACUAGAGGAAAGAAAUUCUACGGGCCAGGUAAAAUUAGUUGUAGGCUAUUUGUGUUCAUGUGGAGCAACGACUUAGCUAUUUCCGCUCAAAAGAAUGGUUGGCGCAACUGUCUGUAGCCAACUGGCUUGCUGGUUAGUCAGUUUUAUUCUUACACUUGUUACUUUGUGUCUAUUGAAUUAUGUGUAUUUUUUGUAUUUCGAAGUUGUUGCAUUGGAACUACGACCAUAUAAACGCCACACCCCCUUCUUCUUCAUGAAUCACCCGCAAUCGAAUUUCACAACACGCGAUCUGGCGUGUUCAGCCGAGUUGGCAAUGUCAUGUAACCUCUCACCAAGUUGAUUGAUCCUACACUGUCACGCAACCACCGAAGAACACGAACGCCCUCCCUUAAAAUAUGUAGAAAUUGCAUAUAUUCUCAGUCUGUGUUAUGAAGUGUGUGAUUCAGUUGCCUUCAUGCCAUUUCAAAAUAAAUAGUUUGACACAGGUGAAUGCCUUGCACAAAGGUUGAAUGUUCAAUUCAGCAAGACCACAUGGUUGCACAAAGGCUUGUUGAGGCCUAUUGGAAAGCAAUACUAACUCUCAUUUCAAGGAUUCAGUCUGUCCCUUCUGUCAGUCUCAACAUCUAGAAAAUAGGACUUGUUGUUGUGGGGCUUAUCUUUGAAGCCGUCAUAGAAUACAGUAAGCUACUGUAUGUAUGUUGGAGAGCAUGUGGAAUUUAAUUUGCAGAUAAAUAAAACUGCAUAUUUUUAUAAAAUAGUAGUCAUCACCCUGACAGUUUGUUAUAACCUGUGUCUAUUCACAAUCACAUUUUUAGUUUAUAAAAUAUUUGGCUGAAUAUCAAAUCGAUCUCUGUGUCUGUGUGUGAUGUUUUCCAGAGGGUCCCUAUGGAGUGUUUGCUGGUAAAGAUGCCUCCAGGGGCCUGGCCACCUUCUGUCUGGAGAAGGAGGCCCUGAAAGACACCCAUGAUGACCUCUCGGACCUCAACGCCAUGCAACAGGAAAGCCUCAAUGAAUGGGAGACCCAGUUCACUCGUGAGUUGAUGCAGGAGUUGGUAGUUGCUACAAAACACAAUUGUCUACAUUCGGAUACUUUCUUUUCAACUUCUACCUAAAGGGAAAUGGACCGCUUGCAGUGAACAUCACACGCACCCACUAUCCACUCAACAGUGCAAGUUGUUGAUGCACCAAACAGCUUUGAUGACUCUUAGAACUAUUGAUGUUUAAAAUGUAUGUCUAUUAUGUGCCUCAGGGCAUAACUAGUCUUGUGGUGGUCCAGUCUUUUUGUGCUUUAGUCAACUACUCUGUGUUCCUCUGUUGUAUGACUUGGCAAUGAUAGAAGAGUUGGCUACAUCACAUACAAUGAUAUGGUACCAUGCCAGGGGAUAACGUAAUACAACUUUGCAUCUAAAUUAAUCUGUUUGAUACACUUUCAUCUACAUUACAUUGAGUAGUGCUGUAAAUUUAAACCCACACAUGGAAGUCUUUCUUGGCCAAGUCUGUUCUCCACCCAGUAAUUACCAUGUCCUUGAGUUUAUCUCCGAUGUUGUCUGGUGAAGGUCCCUGAGGGCCUCAGUAAUUUUCUUCUUCUUGCCUUUCACAGAAAAGUAUGACUAUGUCGGCAAACUUCUGAAACCUGGAGAAGAACCCACAGAGUACACGGAUGACGAGGAGGUGAAGGACAAAAAGAUGGACUAG
Messenger RNA from Coregonus sp. 'balchen', 1962 nucleotides. Lineage: Eukaryota; Metazoa; Chordata; Actinopteri; Salmoniformes; Salmonidae. The record is from the annotation of a GenBank genome assembly.